Messenger RNA from Girardinichthys multiradiatus, 3062 nucleotides. It is a transcript of the gene sdc4, whose product is annotated as syndecan 4. NCBI's taxonomy places the organism in Eukaryota, Metazoa, Chordata, Actinopteri, Cyprinodontiformes, Goodeidae. The coding region runs from base 224 to 850 and encodes 208 amino acids. Gene Ontology annotation, biological process: cell migration. The transcript is spliced from 5 exons. Gene Ontology annotation, cellular component: membrane; cell surface. The record is from RefSeq and is a predicted model, not a curated record.
CAGUACAGAUCCAGCGGUUAGCGGAGGCAGACGUCACGGAAGAUAAACGGUUUAGGCGACAAACAUCGGACCGAGCGAACUUUUUCUGGACUAAAGACGGACGCAGGACCAGAGAAGACCCGCAGCACCGCCCCUGAAGCCAUUAAAACGGUUACAUUUCCGUGCGGCGCAGUUUUAUCUUCUUGUUUCUGAUUUAAACGAGCUGCGAAGUGAGAAGACAGCCAUGAUUUUCUCCCUGUGCCUCGUGUUGAUGUUCUCCGUCUCCGUCCUCUCCGAGUCGAUGAGGGAGACUGAGACAUGGAUGCCCAUGAGCACCACACAGAUGGUUGCCAUGUCGACGGAUGGCGACGACCUGGAGGCGUCAGGAGACUCUUCAAACGGCUCUGACUUUGGCUUCUCGGAUGAUGAAGAUGAUGAUUACAAUAAUGAAUAUGAUGUAUCCGGGUCGGGAGAAGGAGAAACCGAGUCCACGGGAAGACAUUCCAGACCUUCAGUUAAGCCCGACAUCAACGAUAACAGGAUCCCUGACCAGCAGCUUCCAGUCCGACCAACCAUCAAUGACAUCGACAACGUCAAGAACAAAAAUGAAAUUCCUCCGCUGGGGAACACGCCUGGAUCCAAGGAGGAGAACCCGUCCAAUGUCCUGAUGUCCCAGGCCACAGACAACAGCAUCUUGAACAAGACGGAGGUUCUCGCAGCUGUGAUUGCGGGCUGCGCCGUCUGCCUGAUGUUCGCCGUUCUGCUCAUCCUACUCCUCAUCUAUCGCAUGAAGAAGAAGGACGAGGGCAGCUACGAUCUGGGGAAGAAGCCCAUCUACAAGAAGGCCCCCACCACAGAGAUCUACGCCUAGACCUUCAGUCCCUCCUCCAUCCUCCAUGACCUCACAUACACACAAACACACACACCUCAGCUUUGUACAAACCCAUCAGGGCUGACGGGCGGCCCUGCAGUGCCUCAUCUUCAUCACCUCGUGUUCUUCAGCAGAGUGACGUUGGAUAAAUCAAAUCCCCAACAACACAAUCGAUUGACUGGCUCCUCCUCCUGGUGUUUACGACUAUUACUGACCAAUCAGAGGCUGAGUUUCCUGGAGCAGGAGCAGCAGGAUUGGACUGUUUCCGCUGCGGUACGCCGUGUUUUUCCGGAUCUGUCCUCAAGUUGAAAGGAAAACAACAGAAUGGACUCUUCCUGCUUUAUUCCCGUUAAACACUAACAGAGAUGUUAUUUAUUCCUCAGUCUGCAGCUUCUGUUCACCGUUUAAUUUUUAUAAUGCGAAAAGAUUUUCAGACUGCUUUUAUUUUGAAGAGGCCUGUAGCCAUUAGAUUUGUUGUUAUAGAUCACAAUCAUGUCAAUAUUUGUAAUUUAUGUGCUGGAAUCCCAGAGGCAGGCCUGCUUUUAGUUCCUGCAGUCUUCUGUUAAGGAUUGUAUUAAAACAAGCUUCCGAUUCCUUCGGCGCCGUUUCCCUUCCUCCUCGGGUUGAAAAAGCCCAGCGAUCCGGCACAUAACAGCAGUUCAGCUCGAGCCGAUCAGGAAUCCGGGGAAUGGCGUGGAGCAAACGGUCUGCUUCGGGUCACACCAGGAAAACGGUGCCUCCGCUGCUGGGAAGGAGAGCAGAAUCCUUAGGAUGUUUAGGAAUGAUCACCGCAGUGCCUCGAGUUUCAGAAAAAAUGUUCAACAGUUUUUAGUUCAGCAGAAAUGCAUUUUAAAAUGAAAAGGCUUCAACUCCUGAGGACUUUUAGGAUUAAUUCUCAACUAAAUUUCCAUCAACAUGGUGCAAAGUUUUCACUCAUUGCUGGAAAUAAAUCCCCCUUUUCUUACGGAGAACUUCAAAAUCAGUUGGAUGAGAGGUCAAAGGUCCAGGAUUCCACUUUGACCUUUUGUGUUUUUGUGCAGAUUAAACAUAUUUUCUGUUGUCAGAUCAGCCAGUCCAGCCCUAGAAUAACUGCACAUGUUGCAUUCUGGGUAAUGAUCCUGUUCUUUAACCUCGUUACGAUUGGGAGAACUUAACUUUAGUCAUGCUGGAGAUUCUGGAAAACAUUUCCGUCUCGUUUUGGUUCUGUUGUUUCUUUCAUGAGAGCUUCGAUACUUUCCUUGAUAAGCUACACUGACUGUUUUUCUCUGAUCAGCCUGAGGAUCGACGAGCAAAUCUGAUGCCGAAAUAAAUGAAAAAAGGUCGGAAGCUCACAUUUCUCAGCCGGAGACGGCCGGACCCAGACUGAUCCGAUCUGUAAAUAGUCCUUCAGUAAAAACGUAUCUAAAGAUUGGUACUUUGGCCGCUUCCUGGCAGCAGAAAUAUCUACCAAAUAUUUAAAUGCCAAAUAGUUUGUUUCCCACGGUAACGCUCAUGUGAUCGACUGUAAAUGUAAAGUUUUGAUACUAACUCUCCUCCUCAUUGUUUUUAUUUUCCUUCAUUAGAUCAACUUUUUAAUUUAACUGUCAAAUAAUUUUAUUGCCUUCCUUCAGGUUCGGGUGUUUGGCCCUUUAAGCUGUUGUACAUGUGAUUUUCAAAGUUUUAUACACUAGUUUGAUUUUCAGAGACCUAGUUUUGAAACGUUUUAUUUUGUAAGAAUUUCUUGUAUCUUUUAGACUUUUUUGCUUUCAUAUUUAUGUUUUUUGCUGUUUUUAUUUGUAGAAGGAGUGAUCAUGUGGUUCAUCUCCAUAUUCAGGGGAUGUUGUGCUAUGAGCCAUGUUGACACCAGCAGACCUGGGCCUGAUCUUUUACUGUUCUGGCUUUGUUAGUGGAAUAAAAUGCAGUAAUCAUACCUGGGAAGUUCUGGUUCCUUGGUGUUAGUUCAAGACUUCUGCUUUCCAGGAAAUGAUCAUGAACGUCCUGAUAGACUCGUACGAGCUGACCUCGACGUCAGUCGCAGGAGGGGAUCUGAGAUUAGGGGUUGGAAAAAACAAAAUUCCCUGUCAUCCCCAGGUCUGGUCGGUCAACAUGGAGAGAAUGUUCUGCUGCUUAAUGUCAAACACCAGUGGAGCGAAGAAGCCAAUGAAUCAUUGGUUUCUACAUGCAGAUUCUGAUUUCUUAUUGGAAAUAAAGCUAUUUUUAUGCACAGUUUAAA